Trichoderma asperellum CBS 433.97 is the source of this 570-nucleotide messenger RNA. RefSeq lists its product as uncharacterized. NCBI's taxonomy places the organism in Eukaryota, Fungi, Ascomycota, Sordariomycetes, Hypocreales, Hypocreaceae. The record is from RefSeq and is a predicted model, not a curated record.
AUGGACGUCGAAGAGCCUUCCUCAUGGAGAAAGCAUUGGAUGUUUUUUGCGGUGGCGAGCGGUGCUUGUGCGGCGUUUAAUGGCGUGUUUGCAAAGCUGACCACCACGCAACUCACCACAAGCAUAUCAAACGGCAUCGCCCACGGUCUCGGAAUUGCAGCUCACGAGAAGAUCGUCGAAGUCGUUGUCCGCGCUAUCUUCUUCAUUCUCAACCUCACCUUCAAUGGCAUUAUGUGGUCUCUCUUCACUACUGCCCUCGCUCGCGGCAAGUCUGCAACUCAAGUCUCCAUCAUGAACACCUCCACCAACUUCCUCGUCACCGCCUUCACCGGCCUACUCAUCUUCUCCGAGUCUCUUCCCCCGAUGUGGUGGGCCGGCGCCUCACUCCUCGUUGCUGGAAGUGUCAUCGCCGGCCGCAAGGACGAGGGUGAAGGCACCAAAGACGCUGCGGCCGGCGAGUCGUAUGAGCCGGUACCUACAGAUGGCAACCUUGAGCUGAAUGAGGAUGUGGCUUCUGGUGAAAGAUAUCGUGAUGAAGAUGUCCCCGAUUUGGGAGAGCUGCGUGGUUGA